AUGGGUUUGCAAACUAUUUUCCGUGCAGUCAUCAUGGGGCCACCGGGCUCUGGGAAAGGAACGGUGUCGAGUCGCAUAUCACAAAGUUUUGGAUUAAAGCAUCUUUCUAGUGGAGACAUACUGAGAGCCAAUAUUCAAGCAAAAACCGAACUUGGGCUCCUGAUGAAGGCUUGCAUUGAUCAGGGCCAGCUGGUUCCUGAUGAUGUCAUCUCUCGUCUCAUCCUGUCAAACCUUAAGACUAUGGAUCACAGCAGCUGGCUACUAGAUGGUUUUCCACGGACUGUGGCUCAGGCAGAGGCCCUCGACACCAUGUGCAGUGUGGACACCGUGAUCAACCUGAAUGUGCCUUUUGACACCAUCAAAGAACGCCUGACAUCCCGCUGGGUCCACCUGGCCAGUGGCAGGGUCUACAACAUUGACUUUAACCCACCCAAGAUCCCAGGUCUUGAUGAUGUUACGGGAGAGCCUUUGAUCCAGAGGGACGAUGACACUCCUGACACUGUAAGCAGGAGGCUGAAAGCCUAUGAGAACCAGACACAACCAGUUCUGGAAUACUACAGGAGUAAAGGUGUGCUGGAGACAUUCACUGGGACUGAAACCAACAAGAUCUGGCCACAUGUUCAUGCUUUCCUGUCCAAGAGACUCUCAGGUAACCAGCAGGAUACUGGGAAGGCUUAGAUUACCUAAUACAGACAUGGACCCUUUGGACAAAUCACAAAAUGUCUUUGCCUGCACCGCAACUGUAUCUGGAUUAAGACCGAUUUGGAUUAGGGCAAGUAGUCUCCUUAAUCUGGUGCUUUACUAAGAUGGGAA
Molecule: messenger RNA, 813 nt
Organism: Chanos chanos (milkfish)
Lineage: Eukaryota; Metazoa; Chordata; Actinopteri; Gonorynchiformes; Chanidae
Gene: ak3
Product: adenylate kinase 3
Exons: 5
Coding region: 1-678 (225 amino acids)
Biological process (GO): nucleobase-containing compound metabolic process
Cellular component (GO): mitochondrion
Molecular function (GO): AMP kinase activity; ATP binding
Source: RefSeq, a predicted model, not a curated record